UAAGAUAACAAUUAUGCUGUUAAAUAAUUAAAAGUUAACAUGUUAAUAACAUGGUAGGCGGUUGAUCGAUUAUUAAAGUGUCGUUUAAUUAUUGUUUGAAGACUCCCUCUUGCAUGUCGCUAAAAUUCUACAAAAAUGGAAUAAUAGUUCAAGACGGCCCACUACGAUCUUACGAAGAUCCAGCCACGACGUCAUUUCUUAAGGAUAUCUUGGACGGCUAUUUCCCUUCCGAGCUGCAAGAGGCUUAUCCAGAGGGCGUACCUUUUAAGGUGGAAGAUCACAGGAGCCAAUUGUUCUUGAGCACGUCCGAGUUUCCUGGCCAAGGUUAUCGAUUGGGAAAAGAAAGCCUGGCCAAUAACACGAUCAUUUCUAGAUCUCGUACCAGACCUCCCACCAUUCAACAGAGAAUGGCUCGUCGUGGCGCCCCUUCCAGAGAUAAUCUGACUAAUUUCGACCCCAACGCGCAACUCUUGUCCCCCACAACUAGUCGAUUGGACGGCGACGAUCGAUUCAGGCAGCGAUCGAGAUCUGCAAGUUUACCAAACUCUAGAUUUUCUAUUAAUUCGAGGUCAACACCGAGAGCGAAUAUUGAUGUUAAACAGUAUGCAACUUCUCAAAUCCAAUCUGGUAUAACGAGGAAAAGUCAACGUUCAACAAGAUCCGCUGUACCAGUCAGAAAGAAUGCACCUCCGAUUUUACAUCAGAUCAAUGAACCAUCGGGAAAAGCGGGCGAGCUCCGUUUAAAAGUCAGAUCUCUGAAUGGCGGUACUAUCUAUUUGGUGCAUGUAUCUGCCGACGAACCAAUAGCUCGACUUUAUCAGUUGUUAGAUAAAGCUAUGUCAAGAACUGUUCCUCGAGGAUACAAAAUUGUUCUCAGCGGAUAUUCGCCGAGAAGAUUGGAACAAUUAGGAAUAACAUUAAGAGAAAUUGGUAUUACUAGGGAUAGCGUUUUGCAUUUAGUGAACGAUUAAAUAUCAAAAGUAUAACGAAUUUCCGAAUUUAUGUUAUUUAAGAAAAAAAAAAAAAAAUAAUUGUAAAAAUAUUAUAUUAUGGAAAAUAUACACAUUAUAUAUAUUUACGAAAUUUUAUCGUUCUACGAUAAAAAUUGCAGCUUUGAAAUCGUAGUUUACCAUGGUUGAUAAUGGUAA
Molecule: messenger RNA, 1148 nt
Organism: Apis florea (little honeybee)
Lineage: Eukaryota; Metazoa; Arthropoda; Insecta; Hymenoptera; Apidae
Biological process (GO): proteasome-mediated ubiquitin-dependent protein catabolic process
Molecular function (GO): ubiquitin binding
Source: RefSeq, a predicted model, not a curated record